This is a messenger RNA of Haliotis rufescens (red abalone), 402 nucleotides long. RefSeq names its product acetylcholine receptor subunit beta-like. Gene Ontology annotation, cellular component: membrane. NCBI's taxonomy places the organism in Eukaryota, Metazoa, Mollusca, Gastropoda, Lepetellida, Haliotidae. The coding region runs from base 1 to 402 and encodes 133 amino acids. The transcript is spliced from 2 exons. The record is from RefSeq and is a predicted model, not a curated record. Gene Ontology annotation, biological process: monoatomic ion transport.
AUGGUAAAUGUGACAACGGAGUUGUUGGAACUGGAUGACAUGGACGCUUUACCAGAAAUAUUUGUGUAUUUGGAUCUCGAGCGUCGUCCUGUCAACUACAUCGUGAACGUCCUUCUCCCCAUCAUCCUGCUCUCCAUCGUCAGCAUCUUGGUGUUUUUCGUACCGGUGGAUUCUGGAGAGAAGGACCCCAGCAUCCUGCCAGUUACAUCCCUGCAGACUCCGUGUCUGGUCAUCUGCAUCUCGUCCUUGACCGGCCUGAGUGGACUUACCCUGGCGUCCAUCAUCGUCCUCAACGUCCACCACAAAUGGUCAUUUAGCCUGCACACACGUGAAAUGCAGAAAUCUGAAACCAGUAUUCCCCUGCAGUGCGUACCAAGGCCGAAUCCUUUGAGGCAUCAGUAA